Torulaspora delbrueckii is the source of this 747-nucleotide messenger RNA. RefSeq names its product anaphase promoting complex subunit DOC1 (gene DOC1). Lineage: Eukaryota; Fungi; Ascomycota; Saccharomycetes; Saccharomycetales; Saccharomycetaceae. Gene Ontology annotation, cellular component: anaphase-promoting complex. Gene Ontology annotation, biological process: anaphase-promoting complex-dependent catabolic process; protein K11-linked ubiquitination. The transcript has a single exon. The record is from RefSeq and is a predicted model, not a curated record. The coding region runs from base 1 to 747 and encodes 248 amino acids.
AUGGAGAGCGAAUUGGUUAACGAGAUCUUGAACAGUUUGGCGCCAGUUUCAGCUCUUCAGCCAGUUCAUUUAAAGCGUAAUAAGAGCCUUGUAUUGGAUGACACAGUGAUCGACGACAAAACAAGGGACCUGUUCGUCAAUGGGUUCCAAGAGGAGUCUCAGUAUGCUACAAUGACUACAGAGAAGCUAGCUACAAGAUUUACACAGGGUCUGCAAAUGUUUGACUAUGAAAGCUUGACCGACGUAGGGCAUUUGGCUCACUGGAAGGCCUCUUCAUUCAAACCCGGUAAUCCAAUCGAGAAUGCAUUAGAUGAUAAUCCCGAUACGUUAUGGCAAAGUGAUGGAUCCCAACCUCACCAGGUCGAUGUUUAUUUCAGCAAAAGGAUGAGUAUUGUCCUUCUAGCGCUCUACUUUUCCUUACUCACCGAUGAGUCCUACACUCCAAGGUUUGUAUCGAUCUACGUGGGACAUUCUCCAAUGGAUGCAAUAUUUUACAAGAGUAUAGAAGUGAGGAACGUCAAUGGAUGGGUUGCAUUGUCUUUUGAAGACAGCCGUCCCAGCGAUAGGCUACUAAAAUGUCAGUUUAUCCGCCUGGUUUUUCCAAUUAACCAUGAAAACGGGAAAGAUACUCACUUAAGAGGCAUCAAAUUAUUCACACCCUCGAGGAAACUUGCUACAGAGACCAUUGGGCUCAUCCAAUGCUUUGGAAACGGCAGUAAGCUCAUGACAGGGUGCUCUUUACGCUGA